Molecule: messenger RNA, 10373 nt
Organism: Siniperca chuatsi (mandarin fish)
Lineage: Eukaryota; Metazoa; Chordata; Actinopteri; Centrarchiformes; Sinipercidae
Product: leucine-rich repeat-containing protein 52-like
Exons: 2
Coding region: 840-1820 (326 amino acids)
Cellular component (GO): voltage-gated potassium channel complex
Molecular function (GO): voltage-gated potassium channel activity; potassium channel activator activity; transmembrane transporter binding
Source: RefSeq, a predicted model, not a curated record
GGCGGUCUGUACUCUGGACGUCUGGUUUUCUCAAGAGAGCAACACCUGGUGACGUCACCAUUGUAGGUCACAGCAUUGCCAGCUCACCCACAACACAAACGGUACUUCUGUGUGUGCUGAGCUGCAGUGUGUGCGGAUGUAGUGACGGGGAGGGAGGGAGCGCAGAGAGUAUCACUACAGCGCAGCAGAGAGCCACUGUCACACAGAGCUGUCUGAGCGCAGUGGAAGGGCGCACUUUCCAUUGCGCUCCUGAGAAAAACCGACUUGUCUGUUGAACAGUGGCGUGCGACAGACCCACACACACUCAGACAAACACAGCGAAGGACGUAUGUGAGAGGGGUGCGUUUCAGCGGAGACUAUUCCGGGGAGUCUACAUCCAGGAUUCAGGAAUUUUGCGCAAGUCAUGGCAUUUGUUUGGAAAGUAAAUAAACAAAGCGCUCUGCUGGCGAACUAAUUCACAAAGAUGAGUCACCGAGGGGGUGAUCCACAACAUUCAGUGGUUCUGUGGUUUUCUCAGGCGGGACAAAGUCCGGUAAGCUGCGCGAUUCUCACCCACAGAGCGAUAAGCGUCUCUCGGUCACCUUCUGAAAUGAUGUCUCGUGGCGACGUGCGUGGCGCGCCAGAGUGCGUGUGAGUGAUUGACCGAUAGUCUUUCUGAGAGAGAAAAAGAGAGGCUGGAUAUAAACAGCAGCCAGGCUUUCAGGCAGCGACAGCCAGACACUCAGAGCAGCCAUCUCGCCUCUCUCACAGCUCCUCAGACCCAUGCAGGAUGCCCGGAGAGCGCCGGGGAGUCCUGGUCCAGCUCAGCCCGAGUUCAUGACGCUCUGGGCGGCCUCGUCAUGCGUCUGUUGCCCGAGCCCAGCGCUCUCCGGCUCCUCUUCCUCUUUAUCUUCGUGAUGGGGGUGACCCCUUCCCCGGCUCUCACAGCCGGCUGCCCAGACAGAUGCGUGUGCGACGACCAGCUGGUGGUCCAGUGCGCCGGGCAGGAGCUCACCCUGUUCCCCAAUGACCUGCCCCUGGCAACCCGGCAGCUCAUCAUCUCCAACAAUCGCAUCGGGGACCUUCCGGCGCUGCAGCUCAACUACCUGUCCGAUCUGGUCUAUCUGGACUGCAGCAACAACUCUCUGACCGAGAUCUCCGAGUCCACCUUCGGGAAUUUGCGAAAACUCGCCUACCUGGACUUGUCGUUCAACACCCUGCUGCAGAUCGAGGACCGGACUUUCGGGCCCCUGGCGUCUCUGGUGAUGCUCCGGCUGACAGAUAACCCGAGGCUGGGAGAGAUCCACCCGGAUGCCUUCUCGGAGAAUAUGGCUCUGCAGGUGCUGGAUGUGAGCCGCAACAACCUGACGGCCCUCAACAUCAGCAGCCUGAUCGCCCUGCCUGCUCUGCGGUCUCUGGGGCUCAGCGGCAACCCCUGGAGUUGCGACUGUGACACGGAGGACCUCUGCCUCUGGGUGCAGAUAGAGGGCUUCAAGUUCCAAGACGAGGGCCAGACAGUUUGCCACAGUCCCCCAGAGCUGGCAGGCCAGCGAUUGGCGGAGGUCGGCAUGCAGCUGCGGGCAGACUGCCACCAAGGCCUGGGCUACUGGGACUACCUCUUCUUCAUUGCCAUCGGCUUCGUCAUCUUCUCGGCCGGCACGGUGUCGGCCUGGGUGAUGGGCGUGCUCAUGGUGCUGUACGAGCGCUACAGCAAAAGGAAGAGCGAGGAGCUGGACAGCGACGACGAGGAGGAUAGGGGAGGGAUGGGCGGAGGAGGUGGAGGAGGAGGAGGAGGGAACCAGGGGAACGGGGAUCUGAGCAAGCCCAGUAUGCAGGUGUGACAGGCUGAUGUGAAACAAUGUGAGAAGGCAUGACAUGAGAACAGGAGGAGAGAAAAAAGACAAAGGAAGAACCAGAAGUGAUGAGGGGACUGUGAGACCAAAGGCUCUACAAAGAACCAAGAUCUGACUGUCUCUCUUUGUUAUAGAUUUAGAUAUCGCAAUAUGCUCUUCACCAUAUUGGACAGAAAGUGUGUGUGUGUGUGUGUGUGUGUGUGUGUGUGUGUGAGUGUGUGUGUGUCUGUGAGAAAGAAAGAGAGACAGACAGAGACAGCAAUAAGGAUGACUAUGCCUUCACUUCAGGAGUACAGAAUGACCUCUGAGAUUAUUGAGAGCAAUAACCCCCAUACACACAACAACACAAACACACACACACACACUGCUCAUCUCAGCACAGAUACUACGUAGCUGCUGGUUUCUCUGAGUGGGCGGAUGUACCUGCAUACUAUGUGAAGUGCUCUUGAGUAAUAUUCUGUAAAUGAUGAUUAUAACAAGAUAUGGUAUGUGAGUGACACAUUCAAACACACACACACACACACACACACACACACACACACAAACACACAGCACAUGAAUACACAUGAGAAGGUAUUGGGGGUCACAAAGAGAGUGAUGCCUUAUCUCUGCUACAAUAAAAAGGGAAAACUAGUAGAUUUCAGUAUGAAGAUGUGAUUUUCCUGACUGCCUUAAGGCAUCUCACUUGAAAUAGUGAACAGUCACUGUUGUCUCCUAUAGACAGAAUCCGUACAGAAACAGUUUGGGAUAUGUUAAAAUAAUUUGAAUGUAAAAACUAAGAAUGAACCACGUCUACAACUCACAUUAAUGGAACACAGAUAGAUAAACUUAACAGAGUGGAGAUUUUGUUCUCCUGCUACUGGUGAGUUACUGGUGGGAUUAACAUGUGAGUUUCGAAGUUUAAAGGUACCCUGUGGAGUUUUUCACCACUAGUGGCACUAUGAAGCAGUGUUUUGAUAAGAGGGUCCCCAUUUUAUUUGUAUCUCGUGCUCUGUCUACACACAUGAGUACACCGGUGACACGAUCCAUAUUCCUGGUGAUGGUUUCAUGCUGUUGUUCUGACAGUCGGCAGCGGUAACUCACUAAGAAACAUAGUUAGCAAACAUGGAUGUAAGCAAUGCAGGUUUCAAAACAUUUAAAAAAAAAAAAUCAGUUUUACAAAUGUUUUACAAAGAAGAAAAUGCAUUCAACACGUUUGUAGGCCUCAAGGAUACAAACAACUUAAUUUAUGCCAUAAAUUCUGAAUGUAAAUAUAAUUAUUUGUUGACAAGAAAACUCCACAGAGUACCUUUAAAGAGCAACUUAACACCUCCCUGAAAAUCUUGUUUUUGCUGUCCAGUGGUUUUUACCUUUCUUCAUUGAUGUAUAAGUGUACUCUGGGUUGUGUCAGUACACGUGACAUCACUGUUGGGUGUGGUUACUGGCGAAACAGAGCACACUUCUGACCACACCCAUCAAUAGUCUAGUUUCCAUCCAAAUGUUGCGCAAACUUUAACCGAAUGCACCGCUGUGAAUAUUAGGAGUUGGUUAAUUGAGAUAAAUAGUUGGUGGUGCUAAUUCUCCACUCAGAUGCCAUUAAACCAUUGCAGAAGAAGAGGGCAUAACGAGCUGAUGUAAUUAAGAGUGCCAUUCAAACCUGAAAUGAUGGAAAACCGUGUGGAAAAUGUGACGGAAAUAUGGCAUUUCUGUUUGUUUGAGGUAUUAAUUUGAGGAAUAUUAAAGUCUCCUCAUCCCUCCACACAGAUCUGAUGUUUUUCUCUCCAGUGGAGCAGAAGCUUUAAGUCACAUGCUUCAUGUUCGUCAUGAUUUAUUCGCUAAGUCUGUUUCCACUGCUCUAUCACAUUUUGUUUUUAUCAAUAUCAACCUUUUCUCUUUUUUUGCAAUUUUUUUUUUUUUCAAAUUUCCACUCAGGUUUUGCUAUACACAUUUUCAAUUUGCAGGUGGAUGGAAACACACGUAUUGAUGAAACAGACCAGAGAGGGCAGUGUGACGCUGCUUUUCAGCUUGGUGUUAACUUACUUAACUAAGUCUACCUAUAGCGACACUAUGUGACUGUAUCAUAUCUUGUGUGUACUGUACAUGUGUUCAUCUUCAUGUUUCUGUGUGUAUAUGCUUUCCUGUGCUGCAAGCCACACUGCGGUAGUUUCUCAUUCAGUCUUCUGGAGCAGGUUCAUUGCAGCUGCACUUGAAGACAGCAUCAGGGUGAUGGAGUCAGUCGUAUAGCUAACGAUGACUCUACACUAUGUGACUGGAAGCCUCGCUUGGUUGACCUCAUGUUACAGUUAUGCACAUAUAGGCCACAGUCUAUAGAUCAGCUGUCAGUGUGGAGUAGUAGUAGUAGCGUGUGUGUUCAUGUAUGCGUGACUGUGUUUGUGUUCAAGUGGGGCAGAGCGAUCACAGAGCAUCUCUGUGUGUAGCAUGGACGAGUGAUUCAUGUGCCCAGACUGAUCCAAACCAUUCUUCCUCCAUCCUGCUCCGCUUCCUCCCUGUCCGUCACGGGACGGAUGGGCGGUUAGAGAUGAUAAACGACAAACUCUGGAUAGAGGUGGGGUGGGGAAAGAGCGGGGUCAUCAUCAGAAGCGGGAUCCUGAUUGAUGUACUUAACAGCUGUAUUGAAAGACUGAUUGAUAGUGAGGCUUUCAUUCAUUUUCUGAGCUGAGUGGCUCCAAAUGCCCCAGAUGAAUGGGCAUGGGUAAAUGAUAACCCUCCAGAGGUCUUAGCAGAGUGUGUGUGUCAGUGUGUUUGUGCAUACAUGCGUGCGUGUUUAUGGCUAUUUCUGGCUUGGUUUAUGAUGGUGACGGUGUAUCUUUAUGUGGAUAAAGAAGAGUGACAACGACAUUUUCUUUCAUACACAAAAUAUCUCACUCUUUCUCUCUUUCUCUCGCUCUCUCUCUAUCUCACACACACACACACACACACACACACACACACACACACACACAGACUCACCCACAUGCACAAUAAAUCUCAAGGGCACAGCUAAAGUCAGAGCCGUGGGCCCGAGAACAUUAACACUCCAGUUUUGGUCUCUCUUACCAUGCAUCACUACAUCCUCUUAUCCUCCCCUCCAUCCUCAAUAUGACACUGUCAUCAGCUUUCACACAAUGCAGGCACACACACGCAAACACACACACACACACACACCUGGGCCUAUAAUUUAAAUCUUUAGGCUGUCAUUAUCAGAUCAUUUGUUCAAGGGGAAGCUUAGAGGCGUACAGGCUUUUAAAUGACCUGCAGAUUGCUGGUGUCAAUCCUUCUUAUGUUACAUCACGUUCAUAAAAAGACAUCUGACCUACAAGAGCGUGGCCUCACAGCUACAUACCUGAACUUAUCUUUAACCACAGUGCUUCCCGUUUGGAACGAGCAGCUAUCGUUAGUUUUAUGCUGCCGACAAAUAUAGAGCUGUUUAGCAGACAUAAAAUGUCAGUCCUUUACCAGCAGUAGGUCAGAGGACAGGGGAGUGUGUGUGUGUGUGUGUGUUUGCUGGGCGCAAUCCUGGUGUUAACUCGUCACAGGACAGAACACAGGACAGAGUAAAAAUACCACUGAUCUAAGAAGAAGAGGGCUUGUGUUUUGUGUGUGUGUACGUGUGUAUUUGUGCACACACACAUGUAAGAGGUGUUCGAGGGUGUAAUCAUCUGUGAAGGGGCUAAAAGUUCUAUAGAGAGAUAUGUACAGUGCCUGGACUCAGAGUGUAUACGAGAUACACACUGUAUGUUAGCCAGUGGAAAGGGACAUUUGCGUAAGAUGUGGUGUGAAUUUGUGUGGAUUUUUGUUUAGAGGAGUCACUGCAGCUAUUAUUCGUGCUCGCUGGAGAAAAGUGUAAAGGCUGAGGAGUUCAAAGAAAUCGACGUGUUGUUGCUCAGAAAAUCAUUGCCGAGGGCGAUGUUCUGGAUGCGGCUGGCGUAUGUGAGUAAGUGAGAGUGAUGAAUAAGCGGGAGGGGCUGCUUUGUAACUUGUCCCCUCCUGUCGUCAUCUAUUGACACGUGUGUGUGUAUGUGUGUGUGGUUAUGUGUGAGUGUGUAUGUGUGUCUGGUUCAUACAUUAUUACGCAGAGGAGGAAAAAUCAUUAACCUGCCGAUUAGAGAUCAGAAGUUAGAGCUGCAGAAUGCAGAUGUCCUCAAAGGCGACAGACCUGCAGAGACCGAACAGUCCUCACUGUAUGUAUUUGUGUGUGAGUGAAUGUGUGUGUGUGUGUGUGUGUGUGUGUGUGUGUUCGUCCAAUAUGGGAUUUCUGAUAUACCUGCUGAUGUACAGUAUAUUAUGUCUUUUCUUUCUCGUUUCUUUAGUUUUGUACAUCAUGAAUCAUAAGCAAUAAAGAACAUAAGGAUGAAGAAUGGAUGAAAAGUAGUUUUCUAAGACUUUAAUUGUUAAUACUGAGAAAGUGAUUUGAAUUCUUGUGCUGCAAUAGAACAGGAAUUCUUACAUGAAUAAAACAACUACUCAGUUAAAUAUUGUAAGAAGUUUUAUACCACAAAUACUGGAAAUCUUUCAACUGUCUCAAAACACUUCCUCUUCCUUUACUCUUACAUAAGUGCUAAUAAUGAGUCUUGGAAUGCAUUCAUUCAGGGUGUUAAUAGUAUUUGUAGGCUUAUCGGUUCAUCAGCUUGAAGUUAUAAUUGUUAAGUUUUUAAUUAAAUCAGACCCCGUUUUUGAAUUAUCUCUCUACAUGGUAGUGUAGAGUAGUGUUAAUGGCCACCACUCACACUGCCUACCUAAGCACAAGAGAUUCACAGGAAAACAAUGCAUACAUGCAAUCCAGUGCAAAUUUACUGAUAACAGCCUCACCGUUUACUGUUCACUCUCCUAACGCCGUGUCAGAGCUGUAUUUAAGUUACUGCUAAUACUGAUACCUACUGCUGCUAAUUCACAUUAAAAGCAUUCAACUGGUGAAACAUGGGGUGGCUUUUAUUGUGAAGGUUGCAAUUAUUUUUGACCAACUUCUUUAUUAAAGCAUGAGAUUGUUUGGCUGUACUGUAAACAGAUACAGCAGUUGCUCUUGUGUUGUAUUUGUGACAGAGAAGCUAUUCAAGGAGUGUUUUCUGUAGUAUUGAUGUUACCACAGUAACCACAAGUGUCGCCAAAUCAACCAGGACUAAGAUCUUAAAGUCCAACUGAAAUCACAUUUAGUUAUCCCUUUUUGUAGUCAGAAAUAAUAUCAUCUAGCCCGCAAACUGACGUUAGCAUUGCGCUUUUCCCCUGUGAAUGUUUGUUUGGUUGCUCGUUCAACAAGCUGUGGUGCAGGACAAGACGUGUGUUCAUGUUUGUUAGAUACGAAGGAGACGUUAGCAGUAAAGCGUAGUUUCAUCAGAAGUUGGCUGUAUAGGCUACAUUACGCAUGGCAUGAGGUCGCAAACCGGAAAUAAAACCAGUUGUUUGUCAACCGCCAAUAAACCUCAAAGAAGAAGAAGAAACAACACCAGUCGCCUUGGCCAUCUACGAGAGAAAAAUGGAGAGAGGUCUUCAAGAAUCAGCUUCUUCUUCUUCUUCUUCUUCUUCUUCUUCUUCUUCUUUUUCUUCUUCUCUCGGAGCAGAAACAGCUGAUCAGUCAUGUGAGUUUAAUGUUCGCUAAGUCAGAACUUAUUGUUUUCCGUUAAGCGCAUUAACUCCUUUUUGAAAAAGACAAAAAACACCUCAAGCAAGCUUAAAAACAUCAUGAAACCAAAAAAUAUAAAAUAUAAAUUUCUCUUUUGGUUUCUGAUUUUCUUUCUCAAAGCAGAACACAGGACAAGUGAUUUACAUAGCAGAUUUGUAUACUGUAGAACUGUAAAAAUGCUAUUUAAUUUCAGUUGGACUUUAAGGAUUAUAGCUUUUACAUGGUGUCUGUUGAUAAUGAUACUUAGUCUGUCCCUACUGUGUGUGUGUAUGCAGGGGUAGGUGUGUGUGUGUGUGUGUGUGUGUGUGUGUGUGUGCAUUUUUCUGCAGUAGCCUGUUGAGACUCACUUUCACAGAUAACCUCCACUCUGUGAGGAUGGUAAGAGCAAUCUGAGAUUCUCACACACUAAGAGAAACUGAACGCUCUCAUAGACCCCAGUACCACCAUAGCUUGUUGAACGAGCAUCUUUGAGCCUGACAAUGCCCACUUCUAUAAAUCCAUUUAAUGUAUAUUGGACACAAUGUGUAGCUCCACAUUACUCAAAGAUUUGACCCUCUGCACACACACCACAAAAACACACACAUACACAAACAGUGGGCAGUGGGAUAGGUCAGGGGCUUAGAGCAGGAAGCAAAGGCUCACAGACAACUUCAGUGAAUGCACAUAUGAAUGAUUCACUCUCCUCUCUCGCCUGACAACUUUUCUUUCCCCUAUUUAUCUGUCCUCACACUCUGCUCCCACCUGCUUGGCUCACAGCACUCCACCCUUCCACUUCCUCUUUCUUUCCACUGCCCCCAUCCCUUCAUUUCACUUGUGCUGCCAACUGCUCAGCUACUCCACUGGCAAAGAGCACGCUCUAAUCCUUCACACAGCCCUUGAAACUCUGCCUGCUGGAUUUUACAGCUUUGGAGCUUCUGGAGCUUCCCGCUAAGAAAAACAGGAAGGAUAGCAGACAGACAGAAAUGGCAAAUGUAUACUAAAAGAACACAAAACCCCAGAAGCUCAACAGCAAUGCUAGAGACAAAACAUUUUGUGUUCACACAACCAGUAUUGUGUGUUUGUGGGUGUGUGCUUGAGUUUGUAUGCUCAGUCUGAUCUCGUUAUUUCUCUGAGGGCAAUGUUAGAGCGUGAGCAUGAAGCACAGAGACCAUCUAAUGCAAUAAGUCAAUAAUACAUCCCAUCAUCGCACACGCAGACACACACACACACACACACACACACACAGCACAAAACAGCCUUCCAGGGGUAAAGAUGAGCAUUUUCUUCUUUGUGGAUCCUUUCUUUUUGAACCAGUUCAUGUCAGUAGAUUCUCCUUUACAUCUGUACUCACCAUUAACAGCAGGGCUGCAGUGGACAAAGUUGUAGUAGAGAUCACAAUCUCGUCUCAUUUAUUUUAUGAGGUAAAAAUCACGUGUGGAAUAUUCAAACAGAAGCAGGAGAGGUGAAAAGUCAAAACUCAAUAACUAUGUAUGCAUCACUUUCAGCGUGACCCCACUUUGAGAGCUUAUACACACACACACUUUCUAGCAUAAAAGCCUUUCUGUAGAUGACAUUGUGUGAGAGCAGAGGAGAGUGUGGCUGUCAGCAGGAUUCCCUCUGCUUGCUUGCCCUUGAAUGGCUAAGAGGAGCCUGAGAAGAGAAGAGCAGGGACUCACUUAGAUGGUUGUAGCAUCAAGGACAACAGAAUCAAUAGAUGGCCAUGCUAGGAAGGCUAGUUGUGAGGCUUAAAUGGAAAUUCUGGUAUUUUUCAACUUGGGUCUUCUUCUCAUAAUUGUAGCCAUAGUGGCUAAUGUAUCAUACUAACUUUGCACUCGCCACCUCUGUUGUAGAGAUUCAGGAAAUGUGACUCCAGCAAAACAACAGAAAUCGCCGCAAGCUGCGCGAACCUCCUAAAGCUUUCCAAAUAAACUUGAAUUUUACAUAAAUCAAUUCAAAUGCUUGUCAACACAGAAAGUAGCUCCUCAACUUUUGUAGCUAACUGCAUGGUGAUCUACCAAGCUAACAGUAUCUUGGUGGGCGCAAAGUUAGCAUGAGUCAGAAUGGCCACAAUCAUGAGAAUAAAUACUGGAAUUUUCUCUUAACAAUGGUCAUUGUACAAUAGAAAAAGUGCUCAGAGUUAACGAGGAGCUUUCAAAGACCUUUACUCGACAAAGGGAUUUCUUUCAGCAGAAGCCGAGUGGACUGUGUGUGAAACAGACCAGUCAGUAUGUAACUGUACUAAAAUGAGAAAAUAACAAUUGUCAGACUAGAUGUCAAUCCUAGAAAAGUCAACAUAGUAUGAUUCAAACUUGAGUGAAGAUAGUAUUUAUAUAAUUAUAUAUAUAGCUAAACAAUUCUGCAGAUGAGCCAGCAAUAGUCUUAGUUCUUAUUCAUGCUUUACACUGUGGUUUAAAAGGUUUCAGGACAUUUAAAAAAAAAAACUCUAUCAGGUGUGAAAAGUGACAACAAGCAUGCCCAGAUUGUGACUAGCAGAGAGAGACAGAGAGGUCAGAGGUCACAGCAGGGCUACAGACAAAUGUUUCAUAAUUACAUGAACAUGACACUUUCUAUAGAAACACACCAUGUGCACUCACACAGAUGAACAAAAACAAACACCACACAGAACAAUGCACCUGAGGGUCUCUGACUGAUAUUAUAUAGGGCCUACACACACACACACAGCCUGUUAUCAAUCACUGGCCUAUAAUUAAAUUGGUUGUCUGACUUACAGUAGCUCUCCUCUUUCUACUCUCUCAUCUUUGGCUUUACACACUCCUACGCACUCCUGCACACUCCACACACACACACACACACACACACACACACACACACUCUCAGACUAUUAUUGUAUGAAUCUACACAGAACUUGCUUCUGUAUGACUCGUGGUUCUGGCUAUUUAAAACUGAAGUAACUUAUAUUAAGUAACAUUCUAUCUUUUACUAUUAUUAAAAUGAUAGUGAUAUUU